AUGGUUCUUCAAGAUCUCGGCCGGCGCAUCAGCACGGCCUUGCACGAUGUCACUCGUGCGCCCAAUCUGGACGAGAAGGCGUUCAAGGCCAUGCUCAACGAGAUAUCCCACGCCCUCCUCGAAGCCGACGUCAAUGUGCGCCUAGUCAGCAAGCUGUCCAACUCGAUAAAAAACCAAGUCAACUUCAAGGAUCUGCCCCCGGCCGUCAACAAGAAACGCCUGAUUCAGAAAGCCGUCUUCGACGAACUCGUCAAGCUCGUUGACCCUCACGCCGAACCGUUCAAACCCAAGAAGGGCAAGUCAAAUGUCAUCAUGUUCGUUGGUCUGCAGGGUGCCGGUAAGACGACGACGUGUACAAAGCUGGCUCGCCACUACCAGGCCAGGGGCUUCCGCGCUUGCCUGGUGUGCGCCGAUACUUUCCGUGCUGGUGCCUUCGAUCAGUUGAAGCAGAACGCUGUGAAGGCCAAGAUCCCCUACUAUGGUUCCCUGACGGAGACGGAUCCGGCCGUUGUGGCUAGGGAGGGUGUCGAGAAGUUCAAGAAGGAGCGCUUCGAGGUCAUUAUUGUCGAUACGUCCGGAAGACAUCGACAGGAGUCCGCCUUGUUCCAGGAGAUGACAGAUAUCCAGGCCGCCAUCAAGCCUGACGAGACUAUCAUGGUUCUCGACUCCUCGAUAGGUCAACAAGCAGAGUCACAGGCCAAGGCUUUCAAGGAGGCCGCCGACUUCGGUGCCAUCAUCAUCACGAAAACGGAUGGCCAUGCCAGUGGUGGUGGUGCCAUCUCCGCUGUCGCUGCCACACACACCCCUAUUGUGUUUAUCGGAACUGGAGAGCACAUGCUAGACUUUGAACGAUUUGCGCCACAGCAAUUUGUCAACAAGCUGCUGGGCAUGGGUGAUAUGGCCGGGUUGGUGGAGCAUGUACAAUCACUCAAAUUGGACCAGAAGGACACCAUCAAGCACAUAGCAGAGGGUAUCUUCACCAUAAGAGACCUGCGUGACCAACUCGGGAACAUCAUGAAGAUGGGCCCGUUAUCCAAGAUAUCAGGUAUGAUUCCAGGUAUGGCCAACAUGCCCGGUAUGGAUCAGAUGGACAACGAGGAGUCUAGUGCCAAACUCAAGCGGAUGAUCUACAUCUGCGACAGCAUGACCGAGAAGGAACUCGACAGUGACGGCAAGAUGUUCGUCGAAAACCCGACUCGGGUGGUGCGUGUUGCACGCGGCAGCGGCGCCAGUGUUCGUGAGGUCGAGGAGCUCCUUACUCAACAGCGCAUGAUGGCUGGUAUGGCCAAGAAGAUGGGCGGAAACAUGAAGAACAUGCAGCGCGCCCAACAAGCCAUGGGAGGUGGUAACAAGGCACAACAGAUGGCCGCCAUGCAGAAGAGGUUACAAAGCAUGGGUGGUGCCGGCGGAGGUGGCAUGCCUGACAUGGCCAGUCUAGCCAAGAUGUUCGGCGGAGGUGGCGGCGCCGGUGGCGGUAUGCCCGGCGGCAUGGACAUCCAGAGCAUGAUGAAGAGCAUGGGUAUGGGUGGCAUGAUGGGUGGUGGAGGAGGUAGGGGCGGUAGAAGGUGA
This is a messenger RNA of Neoarthrinium moseri, 1569 nucleotides long. RefSeq lists its product as uncharacterized. The record is from RefSeq and is a predicted model, not a curated record. Lineage: Eukaryota; Fungi; Ascomycota; Sordariomycetes; Amphisphaeriales; Apiosporaceae. Gene Ontology annotation, molecular function: GTP binding; 7S RNA binding; ATP hydrolysis activity. The transcript has 2 exons. Gene Ontology annotation, biological process: SRP-dependent cotranslational protein targeting to membrane; SRP-dependent cotranslational protein targeting to membrane, translocation. Gene Ontology annotation, cellular component: cytosol; signal recognition particle, endoplasmic reticulum targeting. Bases 1 to 1569 code for a protein of 522 amino acids.